Paramuricea clavata is the source of this 591-nucleotide messenger RNA. NCBI's taxonomy places the organism in Eukaryota, Metazoa, Cnidaria, Anthozoa, Malacalcyonacea, Plexauridae. The record is from the annotation of a GenBank genome assembly.
AUGGAAAAUAAAGAAAGUCCUACAUCCAAAGGAACAAAGAACUUUCUGAAAAAAUGUCGAGAUUAUAUUUCUCAAACGUUUGCAUCUCACACAUCAGACAUUAAUGGCAUCAAUGCAAGAAUACAAGACUGCUCACUAGAGCAUGGUGUUGGCAGUGAUGUGAAAACAGUUGACAGUGAUAAAAGUAAAUUAAACUUAAAGCUAAAAGACAACUCUUUAGGAAGUGGUGUUGCAAGUAAACAAGAGACACUAGACAAUAAUUUUCAUGAUGCUAAGCCAAGCUUAAAACUAAAAGACAACUCUUUUGAAAAUAAUGUUGGGAGUAAAAAGAAAGCAAACACCUCAUUAGGAAAUAGUAAACGAGAGACACUAGACAAUAGUUUUCAUGAUGCUAAACCAAGCUUAAAAGACAUUUCAUUAGAAAGUUGUGUUGCAAGUAAAAAAGAAAUAAUGAAACCGCAAGAAAAGAACUUUAGGAUGAGUGAAAGAGAAAAAGAAAUUAUACGUCUACAGGCCAAAGUUCUGAGGUUGCAAGAAAAGAUAUGUAAACUUCAGCAAAAAGUGUCCACAUUGCAAGGAGUUCACUUGUAG